AAACCAAAGAUGCCGUAAAUACUUUGAAGAAAUAUCUUCGCGGGUUGUGCUCCUACCACUUUUUCGAUCGCGAGUCUUAAUUAGUAUAUGUUGGACCCCUAUUAAAGCUCCAAUCCCGAAGUCCUAGAAGAAGAAAAAUCGGUGAUUCCCCGAUGCGAUGUCUCUCGCUCAGCAUGUUACCGCAAACGAGGGCAUCGAUCGCGUGCCCCCAGAACAUGAAGAACACGGAGAGGAAGAGGUUCUAUGGCGCACCCUGAGUUACGAUGCCUUCGGCCACGGCGACCAUGCUGCCCCUAUUGUCUCUCAAGAGUCUACCUUACCUAAUACUGCUGCUUACAAGGUCUCUGCCGCAAAGAGAGCAGCCCAAGUCGCAUUCGCCAUCGUAGCAUGCUGGUUCGCUGCCGGCAUCGUAUACGGCUUCGCAUCACUCAAACCUAUAUUAAUCGAGGAGGGCGUAUACGAAGACCUUUGCCCUCGAGACGGCCGCGAUGAAAGCAGCACCGGCGACGGCAGCGAGAAGGUGCCUUGCGCGGCGCAGGAUAUGCGCCUAAAUCUGUUCUUCAUCGCCGCCUCUAUCACGACCAAUGUCUCGUCCCUAGUCGCCGGAUGGGUCCUCGACCGCUACGGGCGUCGUCUAUGCUAUGUUAUCUCGGGCAUAUUGAUGAUCGCGGGGUGUGUGCUGAUGGGACUCGCGUUCCAGAUCCCCGAGUUUGACGGGUACUUGGUGGCCAACGUAUUGCUAAGUCUAGGCGGGACAUUCGUUUUCGUCUCUAGCUUCCAGCUCGCGAAUGCGUUCCCGCGAUACUCAGGCAUUAUCGUCGCGCUAGUGACGGGCGCCUUCGACGGCUCCGCUGCUAUAUUCUUAUUCUACCGGCUCGCGUGGGAGUCGUCGGGCCGCACCCUUACGCCUACGCGUUUCUUCUUCGGGUACACGAUCGUGGGCGUCCUACUUCUUCUUGGAGAGUUUGCGCUCAUGCCUCCGCGGGCAUACCACUCGACGCCUGAGCUUGAGCGCAAGAUCGAGAAAGUGCAGGAUGCAGCACGCGACGUGCACGACUCAGAUGACGACCUUGAAAGCCCAGACGAAAUCCAGCGCGUAAGAAGCGCACGUACCGGGCAGCGUCUUUCCAAGCUCGAGCAGAUCGAGGAGUUAGUGGGCGACGAGACGGAGCGCGGGGACCGCGUGCAGGCCGAAGAGGAGCGGCAGGCAGCCAGUGGUGUCUGGGGUAUACUGCACGGCCUACCAGCGCACCGGCAGAUGAUGACAAUGUGGUUUAUACUGCUCCUGCUACUCACAGUAUUACAGAUGCUGCGCAUGAACUAUUUCAUUGCUACCAUCCGCGCCCAGUACCGGUACUUACUGGGAUCAGAACGGCUCGCCGAGCGUAUCAACCACUUCUUCGACGUUGCACUACCCGUAGGUGGUGUCUUUGCUACGCCGUUUAUCGGAAUAUUGCUUAACAACCUAAGCGUAGCAAUGGCAUCAGCCGUGCUAACUUUCUUCAUCGUGGUAAUUGGGGUACUCAACUGUAUCCCCCAGCUAUGGGCCGGGUACGCGACAGUAGUGACCUUCGUUUUAUUCCGGCCGCUAUACUACAGCGCAGUCAGCGACUUCGCCACUAAGAUAUUUGGCUUCGCAACCUUUGGCCGCAUCUACGGCACCAUUACUUGCUUGUCGGGUCUCGUUAACUUCGUACAAUCAGGGCUCGACGUGCUGACGCACGGCCCGCUACAGGGUGAUCCGACGCCAAUCAACGCCGCCAUGGCGGCAGGCGGCACGAUCCUUGGCGCGACACUGACUGCUUACGUCGUCAUCCAGGGCCGGUCCUUCAGGCGAAAGUUACAGCAGAGUGAAGCCGCCGGGAUGGUCCAGGAGAGGCUUCAUCUAAUCAGGGAAGAGAGGGAAGCGGAAGAAGGAAGCUACGGUACAAUGAAUUAGUUAGUAGUUUAUAAUAAAGAGGACCCAACCUCGCAAUACCUCGAAAAUGAAAAGCGAUGAUUAGGUAAAUGUAUAAAAUUCCGUACCAUAGACCAAAGGAAUAAAGACCUUGGGUUAGAUAUAAAAGAAAUAUAUACAUAUAACCAAGACGCCAGAGGGUAACAUAGAUAAAUAUCUAGACUGGAUCUGAUCUUAAGCAGUGUGGUUAAGAAUCGAUACUGAGUAAAUAAUACAACAUAAUUUUGUGUUCUCUUUCCUUUGCAGCGUUUUUAUCUUUUAUCUAAGACUCAGCUGGCACAUCUGCUC
This is a messenger RNA of Daldinia loculata, 2245 nucleotides long. Its product is annotated as putative MFS transporter. Gene Ontology annotation, cellular component: fungal-type vacuole membrane. Gene Ontology annotation, molecular function: transmembrane transporter activity. Gene Ontology annotation, biological process: transmembrane transport. The transcript is spliced from 2 exons. The coding region runs from base 158 to 1939 and encodes 593 amino acids. The record is from RefSeq and is a predicted model, not a curated record. Lineage: Eukaryota; Fungi; Ascomycota; Sordariomycetes; Xylariales; Hypoxylaceae.